UAUGUUGUUGAAUCAGAGUUCAAAUGAACCCGCACUCCCCAAGAGCGCGCUCACACACUGAAUCCGCGUCACUUCAGCUCGCGCCGCGUGUCGGACCAGUUCUGCUGCAUCUCCGCAGAGCGAGGAACUACAGUAAACAAACUGUACUGAAACCCCAUACUGAAGCUCAGAAUCAGAAAAUGACAUCUAAAAAGCAGAGUUUACUGAGAGAAGCGUCUCAUCAGAUCAUAGCUGGCGGAUCUGCAGGUCUUGUGGAGAUUUGCUUGAUGCACCCAUUGGAUGUUGUGAAGACCAGGUUUCAAAUCCAAAGAGGCAAGGCUGACCCAAAUAGCUAUAAAGGCCUUGGAGACUGUUUCAGAACUAUAUUUCGCACUGAGGGAGUGUACGGCUUCUACAAGGGAAUCCUUCCCCCCAUUUUGGCCGAGACCCCAAAGAGAGCAGUGAAGUUUUUUACUUUUGAGCAGUACAAGAAGCUGUUGAGCUUUACUCCUAUAUCACCCGGAAUGGCUCUCUCUGUGGCUGGCCUGGGGUCAGGGUUAACCGAGGCUCUGGUUGUAAAUCCAUUUGAAGUAGUGAAAGUGAGCCUACAGGCCAACAGGGAUUCAUUCAAAGUGCAACCAUCUACAUUUGCACAGGCCAGAACCAUUAUAAACACAGGCGGCUUUGGUCUCCGUGGGCUUAAUAAGGGCCUGACCUCCACCCUAGGACGGCAUGGCGUUUUCAACAUGAUCUACUUUGGUUUCUACUUUAACGUUAAAGAUGCCAUACCUGCCAGUCAGGACCCUCGACUGGAAUUCAUGAGGAAGUUUGCUAUCGGUUUGGUGUCAGGAACGGUCUCAUCCUGCGUGAACAUUCCUUUCGAUGUCGCUAAAAGCCGUAUCCAGGGUCCUCAGCCUGUUCCAGGGGAGAUCAAGUACCGCAGCUGUUUUCAGAGCAUGGCUCUUGUGUACCGUGAGGAGGGAUAUCUUGCCUUAUACAAAGGACUGAUUCCCAAGAUAAUGAGACUUGGACCAGGAGGCGCAGUCAUGCUGUUGGUUUAUGAAUACGUAUCUGGCUGGCUGCAGAAGAACUGGUGAUCAUCUGCACAUCACCAUCAGUCUGUACCCCAUCCCUUCCAGGUCGAUCAAACACAAUGCCACGAUUGUUCCUCAACAAUCAACACUACCAACCACAUUCAAAAUCACAGCUCCUCAGACAUUUGACAUGUAGACUUU
Messenger RNA from Carassius carassius (crucian carp), 1214 nucleotides. Its product is annotated as mitochondrial 2-oxodicarboxylate carrier-like. The record is from RefSeq and is a predicted model, not a curated record. The coding region runs from base 24 to 1076 and encodes 350 amino acids. Gene Ontology annotation, biological process: transmembrane transport. The transcript has 11 exons. Lineage: Eukaryota; Metazoa; Chordata; Actinopteri; Cypriniformes; Cyprinidae.